UCGUGAAUGUACAGUCAUUUAAAGAUACACCAAUAUUUUCACUUAGUCGGCAAAACGGAACGGUUGUGUAUCGCGUACAUUCACCUGUACCGUAAAUAUGUGAAUAUAUUAAGAGAUAUAAAAAAGUAUUCGUGACUUGUGCGUGCAGUGAAUUUGAAAACAAGUUUCUCAGGUUUUAUUGACGUUGCCAAAUUGAGACAGCAAUCAAGAUGACCGUGCCUCCGGCAACACAAAUUGUAGAAGUUGUUGGUAGCAUUUCUAAUGAAAAAAUUAAAUCUACAAAAUUGAAAGUGAUUAUGAAAUGGUGGUAUAAAAAUUUUAAAAUAAUUGUAUCGGAAUUCGUAUCGACAUUUUUGUUACUUUUUUUGGGAUGCAUGACGUGUGUACCACUAGACGGACAAACUCACUCAUCGAUGUACAGCCCGAUUGGUUUUGGUCUGGUCGUCUUGUUUAAUAUUACUACGUUUGGACAUAUUUCUGGAGCGCAUAUGAAUCCAUCUGUAACAUUAUCUGCUAUAUUGUGGGGAUCAUUGUCUAUUCCUCUAGGAAUAAUGUACGUUAUUGCUCAGUGUGGAGGAGCCAUUGUCGGCUAUGGAUUAUUGGUCAGCGUGUCACCAAUAGAUUUACUGCAAGACAGCAUUUGUACGACCGUGCCACAUCCUAACCACGUGAUGUAUCAGGCGUUGAUUAUUGAAAUUGUUUUGUCUACAGCACUGGGAUUAAUUAAUUGCGCCGUUUGGGAUCCAGUUAACAAAGAAAAACAAGAUGCUAUCCCUUUGAAAUUUGGUUUCACAAUAGUCGCUUUAUCACUCGCCGGCGGUCCUUUGACUGGAGCAAGUAUGAAUCCAGCGAGAUCAUUAGGCCCAGCUCUUUGGACUGGCAACUGGAAUACACAUUGGGUUUAUUGGGUCGGUCCUAUCCUUGGCGGUGCAUUUGCACCAAUAUUCUAUAAGUUCAUGUGGCUGGAAGACAACAAAAAUGAAAGAAGAUCCCAAAUUUCAAAUGGUCCGUUAUGAUUUAUACCCCGUAAUAAAUAAGACAAAUGGUAAUAUAAUUUUAUUAAUAUAUCGUAUAAAACUUUUUUAUUUUUUAUGUUCAUAAUAAUUAAAUGAUACUAAUUAAUCAAAACAAGGUAAUUAAUGAUGAUGUCAAUUACUGUAAUAUUUAUGGUAAAGUUAAUCACACAAGCUUUGCAACUAAUUUCUGACAAAAUAAUAUUCAAAAUAAAGAAUUAGGUAUUUUAUUUAUAAUAUAUAAUUAAAAAAAAAACUUUUGCACUAAUAUAAUUGAUAUUACAGAAGUAUUAAUAUUAAAUAAGUUAUAGUCUAUGAAUGAUUUAUGUUUAAAACGCAACAUGACUACAGAUUAAACAUAAAUAAAUAAAUUAUACAGCUACCAUAAAAUAAAUAGCUUAAUGUCUUGUAAGAAUAAAAAAAAAUAUUUUUAAUAGUGUAUAAAGAAAUAUGACACGACAAUAAUAAGAUAAUGAUAUUUUCUUAUCGACUAAGGCUACCUAUUAGGUAGUACAUAUGUUGUUACUUCAGUAAGGCGCCAAUGUAAAGUCGUAUGGUACUCUUUACUUUGAUUAAAUAAUGAUUAAUAUAAAAUCAAAUACAAAUUUUUAUUGUAUCAGACAAAUAGCAUAAAAUCGGAAACUACUUGAUCUCAUCUAGAAAUAAAUAAAUAAUUAUUGCAUACUUUGAUGAAAUUUAAGGCAUAAUAUCUCGGUUUAUUUUCUUGAAAAGUUAAAUCGUUAAGUACGAGGGUCCAAACGAUGUAUAUUUUUUAUGUAAUAAAAUUUAAUAAUAUACUAGGUAUUUUUAAUUUUGUGUAUAAUUUGAUUCCUCAAUGUAAAUAGUUCUUAAGUUAAUAAAUAUAUAUUCAGAUAAAAAAAUGUAUAUAUUCCGAAAUAAACACAAUGCCUAUGAAGCC
This is a messenger RNA of Nymphalis io (European peacock), 1932 nucleotides long. Its product is annotated as aquaporin AQPAe.a-like. The transcript is spliced from 2 exons. The record is from RefSeq and is a predicted model, not a curated record. Gene Ontology annotation, molecular function: water channel activity. Gene Ontology annotation, cellular component: plasma membrane. Lineage: Eukaryota; Metazoa; Arthropoda; Insecta; Lepidoptera; Nymphalidae. Bases 210 to 1016 code for a protein of 268 amino acids. Gene Ontology annotation, biological process: transmembrane transport.